CACCCUGAUGAAGUUGCCGUCAAAAUGUCCCACCCCUCCAUAUGGUGACGCCAACCAAUCAAUAAGCAGUAUUCUGAAGUUUCAAUCCAUUGGGUAGUUUCGAGAACCAGCUAGCUAGCCUCGCCAAGCAAGAAGAUUCUACAGAUUUACCUCUGAUGCUUGAUUUCAGCAAGUUUAGUGUCUGUGAUUUGUAGAUCAUUCUUAUCUUACCAGAUCAUCUAAUUAUUAUAAGACCGCGUCUGUACUGAAACGGUGAGCGAAAAUCUAGUUCUACCAUCCAACCGGGAAUACCAACUCGCGGCAACCAAGGUGAUUGCUAAGAAUCAGCUAGCUAGCCAGCCCUCUGAACGUCCACAAGCUUGCUAACGUCAGUCUAGUGGUCGAAAUUCGGCGAACGAUUAGUUCCUUUCGAGUUUGUUUGCAGACAUCGCGUUAAAACUAUGUUAGUUUAGUUUAUCACACAGCAUAUAUUACCGUCCGGUUCUAGUGUACGAUGGCAGCAAGCUGGCAGGACGCUGCUACUCAGCAGGCUGAGCAGUUGGCGGCCCGCUUGAAGGAGCUCCUGUCGUCUGGCCUAGGCUAUCUCAACUCGGAACUCGGUGUGGAUUUGGGUCUGAAGCCUGAUCUCUAUCCGCCAUGGGUUAUCCUCUCAACGGCAUGUAUGGGAUUAUUGGUGAUUGUGGUAGUUUGGGCCUUUGUUUGUCGUGGUCUAUUUAGGGGUAAAGGUAGGUCGAAAAGAACUGAGACCAUAGCGGAGACUGUGAAACCAACUGUAAAGACUCCCAAACCCGAAGAUCAGAAGAAGAAGAGCAAAAAGAAACCAUCUGAAAAGAAACCACAAGCAAACGGUCGCCCAGUUGUUGAACAAGAACCGGAAGUCAAAGUGACUGAAGAAAUUCCUGCUGUCCAGCAACCCACACCAGAGAACAAGACUGACAAGGCAAAGAACAAGAAGAAGAAGCCAAAACCUGCCACUGUUCCAGAGACCAAGGCUCCCGUUUCUCCUUCUGCCAAAGAGCCUGAACCAGAAGGGAACUGGGAGACCAAAAUCAGCAACCGUGAGAAGCGUCAGCAGAAACGGAAGGAGAAGGGCACAGGCGACGCCUCCCCCAGCCCCGGAGGAGCCGAGCCCCCCACCACCCCAUCCCCAGCCCCAGCCCCUGAGCCGGCCAAGCCCACCACCCAGAAGAAGAGCAAAGUGGUGGCUGUCCGUGCUAAACCUGAGAAAGCAGAGCCUGUGGCAACUCAAGUGACUGCCCACCGGGAGCAGGCGCCAGCAGUGAACGGAGGCGAAUGGAACAGCGUUGGCGUGGCGAUCCCACCUCAGAAGAAGGCUCCAAAGGCCGAGAACUGGACCGCCCUGCCCAAGAAACCCGUCCAGCCCAAUCCCGAGGUGUCCGUCUGGGGGCAGGAUGUCGACGGAUGGACUGUUGUGGACAGGGGAAUCCCAUCUGCAUUCCCUGGACUGGGCCACCCAGCAUCUGCCAUGCAGUCUCGGCCUGUGGUAGAGCCGCAGUGGUCCGACCCGCCUCCCGUGGAAGAUGAGUGGUCUGGACAGAAUGGUGUGGACCCGUCCUCUGAUUGGAACGCUCCGUCUGAAGCGUGGGAGAACUACGAGGAGCCAGAGGCCCCCGCCCCUCCUCCAGAGAAGCCGGCCGCCACCCCACUGACCGACGCCACUGCUGAAGAUGCACAGGGCUCCGACGAUGACAAGGACAAAGCCGACCCCGGCGAGGGUGGGAAGAGCAAGAAGAAGAAGAAGAAGAAGAAGAAGAAGAAGGCCGACGAGACUGAAGCAGCUGCUCAGGAGGAGGUGAAGGAGACCCCAGCGGAAGUAGCGCCCCCCCCUCCGCCCGCACAGGCUCCCACUAAAGCUGCUGCCAAGGCCCCGAAGAACGCCAAGCCUGCCAAGCCGUCCCCUGCACCUGCCCCCGCCGAGGCUGACCCUCCCCGAGCCGCUGUGCAGGAGAAGGCCGUCCAGAAGACCCCCUCCCAAGUGCCACAGGGGCCUGCCGACGCUAAAGCCGCUGGCAAGCAGCCCGCCGGCCCCGCUCCUGCCCAGGACAAACCCGAGACCAAGCCAGAGUCCCCAAAGCAGGUGAAGAAGAAGAAGGCCCGGAGGGAAACAUGAGCUGCAGACUGACAUCAAGAGUUUAUAUGCAACAUAUAAAAAAAAAAAAAAGAGGAAGAAGUGGGGUGGGGAAAAAAAGAUUUUUAAGACCUGAAAGAUCAUGCAUAUGCAAUACUGAAGAGUGUACAGACUUUUGUAUGAAGUGACUACUUUUUUUAAAAGAAAAGACGUCAA
Molecule: messenger RNA, 2305 nt
Organism: Alosa alosa (allis shad)
Lineage: Eukaryota; Metazoa; Chordata; Actinopteri; Clupeiformes; Clupeidae
Gene: mtdhb
Product: metadherin b
Exons: 13
Coding region: 494-2131 (545 amino acids)
Biological process (GO): positive regulation of canonical NF-kappaB signal transduction; negative regulation of apoptotic process; regulation of transcription by RNA polymerase II
Cellular component (GO): nucleus
Molecular function (GO): transcription coregulator activity
Source: RefSeq, a predicted model, not a curated record